GACUGGCCAUUCCAGGGCUGCUUGUGAGCUCUUGCUGCUACGGCAGCCCCUCCUGCUGUCUCGUGAAGCGGGGAGGAGGAGAAUUCCUUCUCCCCACCGCCACCUUUUCCCGCCAGACCUGGCGGCUGAGGAGGAGGAAGGGGGGCGGCAGGUUCGGGCCGUCGUCGACUGAGUAGAGAACGGGAAGCAUAUAGGAGAGUCGACGGAGAGACCAGAAUUGGGUUGUGUUAAGACCAUAGAAGGCUGUGUGAGGAGGAGAGUUGAAGCGGGAAGGGAGGGCACGCAAGGAUUUGGGGUGGAGCAGAAAAUAUUCCUUUUAAAAAGCGGGGGGGGGGACGACAGGAGGUAGGAAGAAGCAUUGAGGUAAACGGGUUGUUGAGGGACUCUCGCGCUAGUUUUGUUGCAUGCGUGUUGUUGUCCUCCGCUCCUCUCCCAAGCAAACUUCUGUGUUGUAAAACUGAAACCAGGUGCUGCUGGGUCUGUGCAGUUACUUGCUGCUUGGAAGGGAACAGGAGCCUGCGGUCUUUUGCUCCUCGCGCUCUCCCGGUCUGCCUGGGACUUAGCCUGUAGGUCUCUUUUUCUCUCCUUUCCUAGAUCCCUCUCCCGCCCCGCCAUCGGGAAUGAUGAGGGGGAAUGGCAGGAACACGUGAAGACGAGGGGGGAAAGCGCCCGGGAGUUCUAGCUGGUGGGGGCGAAAGAGUCUGGCUGGUUUGGCAGCGUGUCUGCUGAGUAGUAGGAGAGGACAAGGUGGUGUCUUUUUUUUCCCCUUCCCAAAGGGGGCUCUUCCCCCCCGACCCCCCUUUUCCUCGGUUUGUUGGCCAUCUAUCCCGCCCCCCCCCCCCCCCGAAGCUGACAGGUGCUCUUCUGACUUCUCGCACCGUUUCCUCCUUCCCUAGCCUUUUCCCUUCCCACUCCCUUUCCCCCCUUUCUUCCCCGGGACUGCCGCGUCCUUGGGAAGCUGCUCUAAAUCCAGAUUAUGCUUUGAACUAGGCGAAAGGAAAAACCCUGGAGGCGCAGGCAAAAAGGACUGCCGAGGGGGGCGAAAAAGUUUUGCAUGGGAUUAUGUGGGGACUACCCUGCUCUUCUGUGGUGCCCGAGCACGAGCAGGCUCAGUGCGGCUUUCUCCCCGGCGGCACAGCCUUCGCGGGGUGGUGGCGGUGGUGAAAAGGACUCGGACAAGGACUUGAGCUGCAAGUGCUUUGGCGUGUGUGCGUGAGAGCUUCAACCCCAGCCUGCCAAAUGCUCCUCUUCGGGGUCUUUUUGCUGACAUCUGCCCUGGUCAGCCAAAGACAGGGAGCCGCCGCCGAAUCGAACCUGAGCAGCAAGUUCCACUUUUCCAGCGCCAAGGAGCAAAACGGAGUGCAAGAGCCUCAACAUGAGAAGAUUAUUACAGUGUCCGCUAAUGGAAGUAUUCACAGCCCUAAAUUCCCAUAUGCUUAUCCUCGCAACACAGUACUGGUGUGGAGAUUAGUAGCAGUUGAGGAGAAUGUGUUGAUACAACUCACUUUUGAUGAAAGAUUUGGGCUUGAGGACCCAGAAGAUGAUAUAUGCAAGUAUGACUUUGUAGAAAUUGAAGAGCCCAGUGAUGGCACUAUUUUAGGGCGAUGGUGUGGUUCUACUACUGUUCCAGGCAAACAGAUUUCCAAAGGAAACCAGAUCAGGAUAAGAUUUGUUUCUGAUGAAUAUUUCCCUUCUGAACCUGGAUUUUGUAUCCAUUAUACUCUUCUCACACCACAUCACACAGAAUCUGCCAGCCCGACAAUGUUGCCACCCUCAGCUUUACCAUUAGACUUGCUAAACAAUGCUGUUGCUGGGUUUAGUACUGUGGAGGAACUUAUCCGGUACCUUGAGCCAGAUAGAUGGCAAUUAGAUUUGGAAGACCUGUACAAACCAACCUUGCAACUCCGAGGAAAAGCAUUUGUUCAUGGGAGAAAAUCAAGAGUGGUAGAUCUGAACCUUCUGAAGGAGGAAGUACGAAUGUACAGUUGUACUCCACGCAACUUCUCAGUGUCUCUACGGGAAGAGCUGAAACGAACAGACACCAUCUUUUGGCCACUUUGUCUGCUGGUUAAACGUUGUGGUGGAAACUGUGCCUGCUGUCAACAUUCUUGUAGUGAGUGCCAGUGUGUCCCCACCAAAGUCACCAAAAAAUAUCAUGAGGUCCUGCAACUGAAGCCCAGAAGUGGUGUUAGAGGAUUGCAUAAAUCUCUAACAGAUGUACCUUUGGAACAUCAUGAAGAGUGUGACUGUGUGUGUAGAGGGAAUACAGAAGGAUAAAAGCAACUAGAUGUGUCUCUUUCUAUUACAGCACAUUCAAACAGUGGCUGAUUCUGUUCUGGGGUUGUGCAUUAGUCUCCUCCUGUAAUCUCAGUUGUUUGUUUUGAGAAUCUUCCAUCUUCGGAAGUGACAGUUCUGGGGGGAGGGGAAAGAAGAAAUUAAACUGGGAUUAUAUCUAUAAUGUAACAGCUCUGUCACCUGAAGACCUACUAAUGGAUGAGCAGAAGGCAUUGAUGAGGAAUUCUUCCCAAUUAUAUAUAGAUAUAUAUCAUCUCUUUCACUCAUCUUGAAUUUAAAAGGAUUAUAAAGUUUAGGAGCAUAGGAAAAGACAGUGUUCAACUGAAGCCUGGACACUUCUGGCUGUCUUGCUUCUACAGUCUAUUACUCCUGACCUACAGUUUGGAACAUCUGGAAUCUCUCUUAACUCUACUCAGAAACUCCUGCAUAUUCUAAAUCAAAAUGUUAAUUGUCUUAAGACGUUUUAUUCUGAAUUAAACUUAAUUUUUCACUGAAAGAGUAGAAAAGAGGAUACCUUGCCAUGGCUUCUUCCAGUAAAUUUCUGUUGCUUAGCAAAGCUGAAUCAUCAGUAUAUGUGAGCAAGGAGAAAAAGAUUGAAACAAAGAGUGGCUUUAAUUCUUCUCACUAUGGCCUGCAAAUAUUUUUGUUUGUUUAUAUUUUUAUUGUGUACAUUUUUAUACUCUCUUUUUGACAGCAUAACUAUUUGCUUUUCUAAUCUUGUUAAAUAUAACUAUUUUUUACCAAAGGUAUUUAAUAUUCUUUUUUAUUACAGCCUAGAUAAACUACUUUUUAGUUUUCUAAGAUUUUGGGGUCAGCAUUUAUAGAAAGGAGGGUACAAGAUAGAAUAGCUCUUUCUCAAAGACAAGGAACAUAAUGGUGCAUUAGCACAUAAAAAGGGAAAUGAGAGGCGAAGAAUAUUAAUUUGAAUAUGCAGUUGUGUGGAAUUAGUUCCAUAAUGCUGGGGAUGAAAAAGUGAUCAUGGUUUCAUUAUAGCUAUCAAAGCCUCAUAUUAGUGCCUGAUCCAGAAAAGGAGGUCUGCGCGCAGAAGCAGGCUUCCGCACGCAUAAGUAAAUAGCACUUGUUGGACCAGGGACCAUUGCCAUAUAUCGGAUAUGCAUUGGAAUGUGCAUCCAGGUACAGAAGUUGUCUAUCAACACUAUUUUGAUUACAACAGGAUAUUGUUGUUGUUUUAAACUGGGCAACCUCUUUCACAUUCUGGUGGGAAGAAAACAACCUUAAAUUCCAUUUUUUAAAACAUGUAACUAGUCCCAAAUCCAAAAGGAAGAGGUCUAGCCUGUCUUACAGCCCAAUCUUAAAUAGGUUUAUUCAGAAUUAAGUUCAAGUUCAGUGGGGCUUACUUCCAAAUAAAUACUUUUUAGGAUGCAGUGCUUGUUCAUGUAAAGGAGCUUGACAAGCGUUAUCACACUUACAUUUCAGUGCCUCCAUAAUGUAUUCAUGAAAAAAAGAUGCACAUAUUUAUUAUUUCAGGUGUAAGGGUUUUUUAUAUUAUUAUUAAUGGUUAUUUCUUCAAGGAUGGUUAUUUCUUCAAGGACAAUGAGCUUCCAAUAUUUUAAUGAUGUAUAGUACAGUUUUGUGAAAUGUGGUUUUGUUUAUGUACAGUCCAUUAUGUAAACCAGUGCAUUUAUCCCAUCCUUUGCCACCUGGAGAAAAAAGCAGUAAAAUAUUUUGCUUGUAAAAUGCUU
Hemicordylus capensis (graceful crag lizard) is the source of this 3998-nucleotide messenger RNA. It is a transcript of the gene PDGFC, whose product is annotated as platelet derived growth factor C. The record is from RefSeq and is a predicted model, not a curated record. Gene Ontology annotation, molecular function: platelet-derived growth factor receptor binding; growth factor activity. The coding region runs from base 1240 to 2277 and encodes 345 amino acids. Gene Ontology annotation, cellular component: membrane. NCBI's taxonomy places the organism in Eukaryota, Metazoa, Chordata, Lepidosauria, Squamata, Cordylidae. The transcript is spliced from 6 exons. Gene Ontology annotation, biological process: platelet-derived growth factor receptor signaling pathway; positive regulation of ERK1 and ERK2 cascade; positive regulation of cell migration.